GUUUCUCUGCGGAGUCCAGAUCCCGGGCCCUUUCCGCCACCUCCGAAGCAAGAACUCUGAGGGCCCCACCGCCUGCGGCCACGUUCCAGAACGGUCCAGACAGCCGCAGGGCCGCGCGGAGACGGCCAGCCAGAUGACGUCAUGUUUCAGGCGGCAUCCCUGACGUGCGGUUUUGAGGCUGAGGAAACCGCGCCACCAGAUCCACCCACCCGGGCUUCCCUCCCCGGGCGGCCCCGGGCCCGCUCCGAGCGCCCGGCGCACCGAAGCCCAGGGUCCUUUCAAUGUGCCUAAGUUUGGGGCCUGCCGCUAUGGGGGACAUGAAGACCCCUGAUUUCGACGAUCUCCUUGCUGCCUUUGACAUCCCUGACAUUGAUGCAAAUGAAGCUAUCCACUCUGGGCCAGAGGAAAAUGAGGGGCCAGGUGGCCCUGGGAAGCCGGAAGCCAGUGAGGGAGGUGACUCUGAGGACAAAGCAGUGGCUGCUGCUGGGCCUGACCCUGCCGUUCCAGCCCAGGCCUCUGACCAUGGCCUGCCACCAUCGGACAUCUCCACUGUCAGUGUCAUUGUCAAGAACACGGGAUGUCCUGAGCAGUCUGAGAACCUGGCUGGGGGUUCCGGAGUGGAAGGGGUGUGGCCUGGUGGUGUCACCAGGGAUGGCCCUGUAGGACCUCGGCUGCUGCAGAAUGGCUUUGGGGGCCCCGAGCCCUCCCUUCCAGGAACCCCCCACUCUCCAGCUCCUCCCAGUGGGGGUGCCUGGAAAGAGAAAACUAUGGAAGGCAAAGCUUCCUUGGACCUGUUUGCCCAUUUCGGGCCUGAGCCCGAGAAGCAUCCGGAUCCCCUGCCUCCCUCUGCGCCUUCCCCACCUCGGGAGGGGGCCAUGAGCCCGCCCCCUUUCCCCUCUGCCUUUGAGUUGGUCCCUGAGAAUGGACCUGGCCUGCUGGGGACCUUGAAGCCGGGAAGCCCCCAGCACCCCCAGGUCCUUGCUCAGAGAGGCCCAGGCUCCAGCCCCGAGGCCACGGCCAUCCCUGCCAGUGCCUCGCCUCCGCAGGUCACUGGUGGGUCCUUCUUCAAGCAGUCUCCAGGGCACCAGAGCCCUCUCACUUCCCCCAAAGCGCCCACUCGGAAGCCCCUGAAGGAAGAAGGGGGGCAGGAGGACAAGUCUCCUGGAAGCCCCCAGAGUGCCUCCAGUGGAGCUGAAGCUGCGGACGAGGACAGCAAUGACUCUCCUGGCUCCUCGAACUCUUCCCGGCCCCUCAAGGUGCGGAUCAAGACCAUUAAAACAUCCUGCGGAAAUAUCACAAGGACUGUCACCCGGGUCCCCUCUGACCCUGAUCCUCCCGGGCCCCCAGCUGAAGGGGCCUUUGUGGCUGAAGCUGGCCUCCUGAAGCUAUCCCCCGCCACCCCGACCCCUGCCGAAGGGCCAAAGGUGGUGAGUGUACAGCUGGGGGAUGGCACGAGGCUGAAGGGCACCGUGCUGCCCGUGGCCACCAUCCAGAAUGCCAGCACCGCCAUGCUCAUGGCCGCCAGCGUGGCCCGCAAGGCCGUGGUCCUGCCUGGGGGAGCGGCCACUAGUCCCAAGACUGUGGCUAAGAAUGUGCUUGGCCUGGUGCCCCAAGCCCUACCCAAGGCUGAGGGCCGGGCGGGACUGGGCGCUGGGGGCCAGAAGGUAAACGGUGCCUCAGUGGUGAUGGUGCAGCCUUCUAAGCCGGUGCCCGGGAGUGGGGGCGGCACGGUCAUCUCCCGGACCCAGUCCAGCCUGGUGGAAGCCUUCAACAAGAUCCUCAACAGCAAGAACCUGCUGCCUGCCUACCGGCCAAACCUGAGCCCACCGGCUGAGGCUGGGCUGGCCCUGCCUCCCACAGGCUACCGCUGCCUCGAGUGUGGGGACGCCUUCUCCCUGGAGAAGAGCCUGGCCCGCCACUAUGACCGCCGCAGCAUGCGCAUCGAGGUCACCUGCAACCACUGUGCCCGCCGCCUGGUCUUCUUCAACAAGUGCAGCCUGCUCCUCCAUGCCCGCGAGCACAAGGACAAGGGGCUCGUCAUGCAGUGCUCACAUCUGGUCAUGAGGCCCGUAGCCCUCGACCAGAUGGUGGGGCAGCCAGACAUCACGCCCCUGCUCCCUGUGGCUGUCCCACCCGCCCCUGGACCUCUGGCCUUGCCCGCCUUGGCUAAGGGCGAGGGGGCUAUUGCCUCUGCCGUAACUGCAGCUGUCGCUGAGCCCCCGGUGCUGCCACUCUCAACAGAGCCUCCCACUGUCCCCGCCACCUCCGCGUACACGUGCUUCCGCUGCCUGGAGUGUAAGGAGCAGUGCCGGGACAAGGCUGGCAUGGCAGCCCACUUCCAGCAGCUUGGGCCCCCUGCUCCUGGGGCCACCAGCAAUGUGUGCCCCAGCUGUCCUAUGAUGCUGCCCAAUCGCUGCAGCUUCAGCGCCCAUCAGCGUGUGCACAAGAACCGAGCCCCCCAUGUCUGUCCUGAGUGUGGGGGCAACUUCCUGCAAGCCAAUUUUCAGGCCCACCUCCGCGAGGCCUGUCUGCAUUUCUCCCGCCGUGUAGGAUACAGGUGCCCCAGCUGUGCAGUGGUGUUUGGGGGUGUGAACUCCAUCAAGUCUCACAUCCAGGCGUCGCACUGCGAGGUUUUCCACAAGUGCCCCAUCUGCCCCAUGGCCUUCAAGUCUGGACCCAGCGCCCAUGCCCAUCUCUACUCCCAGCACCCCAGCUUCCUUUCCCAGCAGGCCAAGCUCAUCUAUAAGUGCGCCAUGUGUGACACGGUCUUCACCCACAAGCCCCUCCUGUCCUCGCACUUCGACCAGCACCUGCUGCCCCAGCGCGUCAGUGUCUUCAAGUGCCCAUCUUGUCCUCUGCUCUUUGCCCAAAAGCGGACCAUGCUGGAACAUCUCAAGAACACUCAUCAGUCUGGACGUGUGGAGGAGACUGCAGGGAAGGGAACUGGGGGUGCACUCCUAACCCCCAAGCCUGAGCCCGAGGAGCUGGCUGUGUCUCAGGGAGGGGCAGCGGCGGCCACAGAGGAGUCCUCUUCAUCUUCCGAAGAGGAGGAGGUGCCCAGCUCCCCGGAGCCACCCCGCUCAACCAAACGACCCCGGCGGGAGCUGGGCAGCAAAGGUGUCAAGGGAGGCGGCGGCGGGCCCGGUGGCUGGACCUGUGGCCUCUGUCACUCCUGGUUCCCCGAGCGGGAUGAAUACGUGGCGCACAUGAAGAAGGAGCAUGGCAAGUCGGUGAAGAAGUUUCCCUGCCGCCUGUGUGAGCGCUCCUUCUGCUCCGCCCCCAGUCUGAGGCGCCAUGUCAGGGUCAACCAUGAGGGCAUCAAGAGAGUGUAUCCUUGCAGGUAUUGCACAGAGGGCAAGCGCACCUUCAGCAGCCGCCUGAUCUUGGAGAAGCACGUCCAGGUGCGGCAUGGCCUGCCGCUUGGGGCCCAGUCCCCCGGCCGAGGGAAUGCCUUGGCUCGGGGCCCUGGUGCCAGAGCCCAGGGGCCAGCACGGAAGCGCCGCCAGUCUUCUGACUCGUGCAGUGAGGAGCCUGACAGCACAACACCUCCUGCCAAGUCCCCCAGGAGUGGCCCUGGGUCGGGAGGCCAUGGUCUGCUGCGUUAUGGGAGCAGUGGCUCGGUGACGGAACCGAACCUGCUGGCAGGCCUGAGGGUGGAUGGCGGUGCCCAGCAGUGCCUCGACUGCGGCCUGUGCUUUGCCUCUCCUGGCUCUCUGAGCCGCCAUCGCUUCAUCAGCCACAAAAAGAGACGGGGUGUGGGGAGAGCAGGCGCCCUGGGGCUUGGGGAGGGGGAAGAGGAGGCCCCCCUUCCGGCAAGGUCUGACCCAGAGGGUGGGGACUCCCCACUGGCCACCUCUGGAGGCCCACUGACCUGUAAGGUCUGUGGCAAGAGCUGUGACAGCCCGCUCAACCUCAAGACCCAUUUCCGCACCCAUGGCAUGGCCUUCAUCAGGGCACGGCAGGGGGGCAGUGGGGACAACUAAGCCCCAAGCCAAGCCUGGGACUGCUCACUGCCCCAUCUGUGCCGGGAGCCUGGGUUUCACUGCUGCUGCCACCUGGUCCCUGGACCGGGGUGUUCCAUUAACAUUCACACUUUGUCCAUUUCCUCUCCUCUUGGGAAAGCUUUUGAGGGUUAUAGUUGUGUGCAGCCCCCCUCCCCAAGCCCUUGGGGUUUGGUCUGUUAGAUGAGUGGCCUGCCAUGCCUCCUUUCUGAACCCGACACUAAUGCCCCUGCUGCAGACCGCCAGUGAGAAGUGGCGGUGGAGGGUGGGCUCAGGGUAGGGCCGGGGGAGGGGUGUCUUGACACCCCAGUGGACUCCUUAGGACAGACUGCAGUGGUCCUUUAUUGGGCCACGUCCUAGCCCCUUCUGCCCCACUCCCUGGAACUCAAGCCCCUGACUCCUGCAGUGCCUUUCACUUGUAUUUUUCCCCCAGAAAUUGCAGGGAGGGGGUGUUGGUGGGAAUGAGUCCUGUUGGGGAGGCCAAGGGAGAGGAGGGGACAGGCUCUCAGGAAUGCUUUAUUCUUGUAGUAAUAAUAAUACUAACAGUGGGAGAAACUGGAGGGAGCGAGCUGGACCAUUAAAACUGCUCAUGGUGGAA
Messenger RNA from Ochotona princeps (American pika), 4599 nucleotides. It is a transcript of the gene ZNF687, whose product is annotated as zinc finger protein 687. Lineage: Eukaryota; Metazoa; Chordata; Mammalia; Lagomorpha; Ochotonidae. Bases 282 to 3983 code for a protein of 1233 amino acids. The record is from RefSeq and is a predicted model, not a curated record. The transcript has 9 exons.